GAGUUGUGGCAGCUUUUGCCAUUGAUUCCACUAAUUUCAAGAUAAACUGUCUGGUCCAUGAUACGGCAUCUGUUCGCUUAACUGAUAUUAUCACGAUCGUGGUUUCCAAAACGGACAAUUUCAACCUUCUCAAAGACAAAGCCAAGGAAAAGUCAUUUUUGCUUCAAAACGUUUUUCAAGAAGGAAUCGUUAUAUCUAGGAAAGAUCCUAAUUAUCACCCUCAAAAAAAUGAAGAUUUAAUCAAAACCUAUAAUAGUGACGUGUUAGACAGCACAUGGAUGGUAGUGGAUGAUCCAACAGAAUUGAUAGUUAAUAAUAUUCCAAAAUUUCUUCGUGAGGAACAUACUCACUUUAUAAUAACUGUGGAUCGUUCGAGGGUUGAAUUGUAA
Molecule: messenger RNA, 389 nt
Organism: Ambispora leptoticha
Lineage: Eukaryota; Fungi; Glomeromycota; Glomeromycetes; Archaeosporales; Ambisporaceae
Source: the annotation of a GenBank genome assembly